AUGGACGGGUCUCAGGGCCAGGCAGGCCAGCAGCAGCAGCCAAUGUCGCAAACACAGCAGCACUCCAACCUGAUCCGGACCGACCAGGUGCAGAAGCUCCCACACCUGAACGACCAGCAGAAAGCCCAGCACACCCAGCUGGUGCGCACUCUGUGGGAGGUCCUCAAUACCCGCGAUCCGCAGAGCCAUGAAUAUCAGACUGCGCAUGUGAAGCUGUCACAACUAUCCCAAAACUUGAUGAAGGGCAUGCGGAUGUUCCAGCAGACCCGACAGCAGGCACUCCAGCAGCAUCAAGCCCAGGCGGCCGCUGCGGCCGUGCAACAGCAACAAGGCCAGCCCCAGCAAGGUCAACCCGUCCAGCGGACCCAGUCCAACAACCCCCAGAACCUCAGCCAGCUUCUUCCCCAGAUCCAGGCGAAGGUUAGCUCGUUGAACUUCUACCUCCCCCCGAACGUGACCCAGGAGCAGGUACAAAACUGGAUUCCUGAGGCUCGGCUACGAUAUGGUAUUGCGCUUCAAAAACAAGAGGUUGGGCGCGCCCGGAUUGCAGACCUGCGCCAGCAGUUCUCGCAGCGUCAAAGUCAGGGCAAUAUGACACAGGAGGAGGUGCAGGAGUUCAAAAACCGACAGUUGGCGGCGGAGAAGCUGUUCCGGGAAGGGAGCGACUUUUUGACCAAGUUCAAAGACCAGCAGGAGAGCUUCAAGGCGCAGUCCCAGCCCGGUCAGCAGAUGAAUCCACAGGGACAAGCGACAACUGCACCCUCAGCACAGCAGCCUGCGGUUCCCGCAGCACCAUCCGCAAAUGUUGCCGCGUCUCAAGCCGCUCCUCCCAAUCAGGCCGGUAAUGCAACCAAUGCUAUGCCUGGCCAGGCUCCAACGCCAGCACCCCACACCAUCAACUCGGCUGUCAAUGCGGCCCGCAGCCAGGCUGGUGCGGCGAUGUCGCCCUCGACGUCCCAGCCAGGGCAGGCUCCAUCCGCAUCCUCGGCUGGUGCGACACCUGCACCUUCCCAUGCGCAACCACCAGCACAGCGACUUCAACCGCCAUCGCAGCAGGGCACGCCCGGCGCACAAGUCACCUUCAGCCAAACACCCAACCCGGACGGUUCGACCCCCACUCCGACGGGACCUCCCCAGCAAAUGAACCAAGGCCCUCCUCGGCCUCUCUCACAAGCAGCCGCUAUGCAGCAAGCUGCAAAUUAUAACACCAGCAACCAAGGCCAGCAGCAGGGCCAGCAGGUCAACCAGGCCGCAAACAAUCAGCAGACCCACCCACCUGGCUACCUCACCAACCGCUCAACCGAAACCCCCAACCGCAGCAUCAACAUGGUCAUCCCCAAGAACUUGAAUGUCUCGACUCCUGAGCCCGUCCCCAUGCCUGGCUCACGCCCCACUUUCUCUGGUGGCCCCGGUCACAGUCAGAUGGGUGUGAUGGGCCAGCCAGCCAUUCAGAAGCACCCAGGCUACGUCCUCGAAGGUGAGGGCCAGCACGUCCUCAGCAAGAAGAUGCUCGACAUCCUCGUGCGCCAGGUCACCGGCGGUGGCGAAGGGGAGAUGCUGUCACCCGACGCAGAAGAGUUCAUGCUCCAGAUGGCCGAUGACUUCGUCGACGACGUGAUCACCCAGGCCUGCCGCCUGGCCAAGCUUCGGCCCUCGUCGACUCUCGAGAUCCGCGACAUCCAGCUCGUCCUGGAGCGCAACUACAACAUGCGCAUCUCGGGCUUCGCCACUGAUGACCUCCGCACCGUCAAGAAGCCCCAGCCUACGCAGGGCUGGCUGCAGAAGAUGUCUGCCAUCCAAGCGGCCAAGGUCACGCAGGGCCGCGCUGAGUGA
Molecule: messenger RNA, 1833 nt
Organism: Penicillium canariense
Lineage: Eukaryota; Fungi; Ascomycota; Eurotiomycetes; Eurotiales; Aspergillaceae
Product: putative transcription initiation factor TFIID subunit 12
Exons: 2
Coding region: 1-1833 (610 amino acids)
Biological process (GO): DNA-templated transcription initiation; RNA polymerase II preinitiation complex assembly
Cellular component (GO): SAGA complex; SLIK (SAGA-like) complex; transcription factor TFIID complex
Molecular function (GO): protein heterodimerization activity; DNA binding; TBP-class protein binding
Source: RefSeq, a predicted model, not a curated record